AUCGUGUCUCAAGCAUCGCUAGUCGACAGAGGCCAGUAUCUUCACGGUCUGCUCAAGGAGCGUAUUUACGGUGGAGAAUUGGGAGGCGGGGGAAACGGUCCGAAUCCAAACAAGAUACAACAUCGGACUUGGACUCACAGUGACACGAUAAAUAUGCUCGCUCUCACAGCGCGCUAUCGUGCGUGGUCCUUUCCCCUCAUCCGUUCAAUGGCGUCUGUAUCUGCCAGCGGCGCUGGAGGCGCUAAGAUCAUCGAUGGUACGGCCCUCGCAAAGUCCAUCCGAGAUGGUGUCGCGCAGAGGCUAAGCGCGAUGAAAGCCAAGUAUCCGCGCUUCGAACCACAGCUCGCCAUCAUCCAGGCAGGCGCUCGUCCGGAUUCUAGCGUGUAUGUGCGCAUGAAGGCUAAGGCGGCGGAGGAGGUCGGCGUGAAGUUCAAACAUGUCAACCUCCCAGCCGAGGCGGAAGUCGACGAGAUCGUUCGCAUCGUCAAGCAACUCAAUGAUGACCAGACGGUCAGUGGCAUUUUGGUUCAGCUACCCCUUGGCGAGCAUGUGGGGGCUGCUGGUGAGCGGACGGUCACUGAGGCAGUAAGUCCUGAGAAGGACGUCGACGGUUUCCAUGCAUACAACAUCGGCCAUCUCUCUUCCCGUGCUGCAGACCCGCUCUUCACCCCUUGCACCCCAGCUGGUGUUAUCCGUCUACUGGAGUCUACGGGUGUUCCCAUCGCAGGCGCGCAGGCAGUCGUUCUUGGACGCAGCGAUAUUGUUGGUAGCCCGGUAGCUGCUAUGCUGAGAAGCAAAGAUGCCACGGUUACACAGUGCCAUAGUCGCACCAAGAACUUGGAGCAGAUCAUCCGGUCGGCUGACAUCUUAGUUGCUGCCAUUGGACGUGCCCAGUUCGUCCAAGGAGAAUGGAUCAAGCCCGGUGCUGUGGUUAUCGACGUCGGUACUAACUACAUUCCAGAUGCGACGAAGAAGUCUGGACAACGUCUCGUCGGUGAUGUCGACUUCGAUUCAGCUGUGUCCGUGGCCUCUCACAUCACGCCGGUUCCCGGUGGCGUUGGGCCCAUGACUGUCGCUAUGCUCAUGGAGAAUACUCUGAAGUCCGCGGAGCGUCUAUGGGAGCAGACUCGUUCCCUGAAGGUCAAACCACUCAAGCUGGACAUCAAAGAGAAAGUGCCGAGUGAUAUCGUAAUCGCUAUGGCGCAGACGCCCAAGCCUAUUACCCAGUUGGGGCACGAGAUUGGCUUGCUUCCGAGCGAACUCGAGAGCUAUGGCCAGUACAAGGCCAAGGUCGAGCUCGGCGUUCUGGACCGGCUGGCGCACAGGAAAGACGGCAAAUACAUCUUGGUCUCCGGAAUUACCCCUACACCUCUCGGCGAGGGUAAGUCUACGACGACUAUCGGUCUGGCACAGGCACUCGGUGCCCACCUUGGACGGCCCGCCUUUGCGUGUGUCCGGCAGCCCAGUCAGGGCCCAACCUUUGGAAUCAAGGGAGGUGCUGCUGGCGGUGGUUACAGCCAAGUAAUUCCCAUGGACGAGUUCAAUCUUCACUUGACCGGAGACAUCCACGCCGUGACCGCAGCGAACAAUCUCCUAGCAGCUGCGUUGGAUGCCCGCAUGUUCCAUGAGGCAACUCAAUCAGAUAAGGCGUUGUACAGUCGUCUCGUACCUACCAAGAAGGGCAAACGUGAAUUCGCGUCGUUGAUGUUCAAGCGGUUGAAGAAGCUGGGCAUCGACAAGACCGAUCCGAACGAGCUCACAACGGAGGAAAUCACGCGCUUUGCACGCCUGGAUGUCGAUCCCGAGACUAUUACGUGGAACCGCGUCCUCGACACGAACGACCGAUUCUUGCGCAAGAUCACCAUCGGCCAUGCCGACACUGAGAAGGGCCAUGAGCGUGUCACCGGUUUCGAUAUUGCCGUCGCGAGCGAGUGUAUGGCUGUAUUGGCCCUGACUACAGGCCUGGCCGACAUGAGAGAAAGGCUUGGUAACAUGGUCGUUGCUACCAGUAAACAGGGCGACCCAGUCACGGCUGAUGACAUCGGCGUCGGAGGAGCUUUGGCUGUACUCAUGAAGGACGCCAUCAAGCCCAACUUGAUGCAGACUCUGGAGGGAACCCCCGUCUUUGUGCAUGCAGGACCCUUUGCCAACAUUGCGCACGGCAACUCAUCUAUCCUUGCUGACCGGGUAGCACUUAAACUGGCAGGUACAGAGGAGGGUGACCCCGCAGACCGGGUGGGGUAUGUACUCACCGAAGGCGGUUUCGGUGCCGACAUGGGCAUGGAGAAGUUCUGUAACAUCAAGUGUCGUGUGUCUGGCUUGACCCCCGAUGCUGUGGUCAUCGUGGCCACCACCCGUGCGCUGAAGAUGCACGGAGGAGGUCCCGACGUGACACCCGGCAAGCCUCUCCACGAGACGUACACCAAGGAAGACCUGAAUACACUUAGGGAAGGAUGCAAGAAUCUCGUCAAGCACAUUGAGAACUCGAAGAAGUUCGGCUUGAAGGUCAUCGUGGCGAUCAACCAAUUCUCGUCUGAUACACCGGCCGAGCUCAAGCUCGUGGAGGAGUUAUCCCUGGCUGGCGGUGCUGAUGCCGCAGUGGCGAGCAACCACUGGGCUGAAGGAGGAGCCGGUGCCGUCGCUCUGGCUCAAGCUGUGAUCUCUGCUUGCGAAAGUCCAUCGAACUUCAAGUUCUUAUACGACCUUAACCUACCCAUUGAUAAGAAGAUCGACAUCAUCUGCAAGGAGGUGUAUGGGGCCGAUGGCAUUCAACUCAGCGAUCUUGCUAGCAGGCAAAUCGAGACCUACACCCGGCAAGGCUUCGGUCACCUGCCUAUCUGUAUGGCAAAGACACAAUACUCUUUCUCGCAUGAUGGAAAGCUAAAGGGAGUGCCUACCGGAUUCACUGUUCCUAUCAGAGAAAUCCGUCUCUCCGCUGGAGCAGGAUUCUUAUACCCAAUUUUGGGCGACAUGCAGACCAUGCCAGGUCUUGGAACACGCCCAGGCUUCUGGGAGGUGGGACUUGACCCCGAGACAGGCCGAGUUGUCGGCCUGUUCUAGAUAAAAUUGACCUCACGCACUAGAGCUAGUCUUCACCAGACAGUUUUCUAGGCGAAGGCACCGUCUCAACACGGAGCUUUGUACCGUUCAACACGGGUACGACGGUGACCAUUGUCGCGCCAAGGAGGUGUUGAAGGGGUUAGUAACUGAAAGCUCGAGACAGUGCUUGCCCAUGUAGUUGUGGUAUCUUGCUUGGUUAUGACAUUGCUAGUCAUGACAAACGCACGGAAUAGAUGGAUGCUACUCUGGAACAUCUACUGUCCGAUGUGUUUACUACCUGGCAAUCGCGCCCCCGCGAUGGUAAGGGCAGUGGAAGGUGAGAACGACGGGAAGGAGAAGUAGCCCCCAGGCGCGAGACUACCCCCUUGCUCGUCAUAUGUGAUGUUAUUCAGAGCCGCGUCCACGUUUCGCCAGUAUGUGUUGCCAGCCAGGUCAACGUAGUUGAAGGUGUUGUUGGAUGUUCCAUUGCCGUAGU
Gloeophyllum trabeum ATCC 11539 is the source of this 3535-nucleotide messenger RNA. RefSeq names its product FTHFS-domain-containing protein. Gene Ontology annotation, biological process: tetrahydrofolate interconversion. The record is from RefSeq and is a predicted model, not a curated record. Gene Ontology annotation, cellular component: cytosol. The transcript is spliced from 13 exons. Gene Ontology annotation, molecular function: methylenetetrahydrofolate dehydrogenase (NADP+) activity; formate-tetrahydrofolate ligase activity; ATP binding. Lineage: Eukaryota; Fungi; Basidiomycota; Agaricomycetes; Gloeophyllales; Gloeophyllaceae. Bases 154 to 3060 code for a protein of 968 amino acids.